AGACCACUGACCACAGACCAGACCACUGACCACAGACCAGACCACUCUCUAGUUCCUAUUCUCACACACUCGUUGCUACUGAGAGGUGAGAUGGAGCAGAAAGGAGCUCAUCUGGACCAGGAGACCUUCUCUUUUAUACAUUUAACACCAGAAGACCAAAAGUUAAGGAAUAUUUUAUCUGUUUAAAUUAUUCCACGCUGCACCAAUCAGGUCAGGCUUUAACCGGAAGUUACGGGAUUCCCCCUUCAAAGUAAAAGUAGGGAUGCACUACAGAAAAAAAUGUUGUGGACGAUGACAAUAAUACAAAGAUUGCAUUACAAUAAAUAUGAGAGUGUUAUGUUUCCUGUUGAGAGAGAUGAUGAUGACAGAGGCUUCGACAUUUGGCUUUUCAAUCAAUACUUGAAUGCAUCCUUAAAGGAAAAGUGGUUUCACACAGAGAAACUAAAUAUAUUAAAUUAAAUUAAAGCACAAUGAACGCAUAAUAAAAAAAUAUGUACGAAAUUUAAAUUAUUAUAUUAAUUUCAUAGUUCAAUCUUUAGUUUCACACUAAUCUGACUAAAAUCGGUCCGCAUAAUAAAAUAAUGAUGAAUCUUUCAACCACUAAUAUAACUAAUAACUAAUAACACAUUAUUUCGUGUAGAUCCCUUUUUUAGAUGUGUGUGUUUAUUUUAAAUGUAAAAAAACAAAACACCGUCACGCGUUUACUCUGAAAAGCCUCGACCGGAAGCUGUCAUGUGUGGUGUUUUUAUUUUUAUUUUGAAAGCCGGUGUGUGUUUCCGGUGUGUGGGCGAGGCUCGGAAGACGGUUUGAGGGCGAGCUUCAGGUUUUACUCCAAGAUUUAAAGAAGAAGAGGAAGAAGAAGAAGAAAAAGAGGAAGAAAAAGAGGAAGAAGAGUGUUUCUUCACUUCCGGAACAGAAGCCAGGAGGAAACUUCCCGAUUCUUCGAUGCUUCAGGAAAUGUUCUCUCCGUUGGAGCGGAGCUUCUGAUUCUUCACCAGAAGACCACCAUGUUCUUCUCCGGAGCCGUCACAAGUUCACCAAUCAAACGGAGGUCACGAGGUCACUCCUGUCAGAGCCUCGACGUGUCGCUCCUCUCCCCCGACUCCUCCUACGUCUGCUCGCCGGCGGCGGGCGGCGCCCCGAGCUCCUGCCGCCGCUCGCCGCGCCUCCUCACCAACGGGUACUACGGCGUCACCGAGGACAGCUUCUCCUGGGACGGGGACGGCAACGUGUCGCUGACUCCCUGCAAGGCCAGCGUGUCCUACAAGGAGAACCCGGUCCGGGUCUUCCGGCGCAGGCGGCGGACCCGGCGCUCUCUGGCCCGCCUGCUGAGCGACGUGACGGAGAGCUGCCAGUCCUGGCUGGACGAGAAAGUCUUCGGAGGCGUGUUCAGGACAGGACAGAACCAAAACCAGAUCCUGGACCAGGACCAGGACUGGGCCAGGACCAGCCAGGAGGGCCCGGUCCCGUUGGACGAGUCAACCUGGUCCGGGUCUAGGUUUUACAGCACCGAGCUGGACGACAGCCGCAGCUUCACUUACGACCACACUGAGAUCCCGCCCCCUCCUGACAAAGUGGCCCCUUCUCCGAAGAUGCUCAUCCAGGAGGAGAUUUGUUCUGAGAUCUGUCAAUCAAAGGAGCAGUUCACCCAGUUGCUUGGUGGCCUCUCUGAAGUCCCGCCUCCCUCACCGUACUACACCAACAGCUGCUGUCAGGCCUCACCUGAGCACGCAGGGUUCACGAUGAAGGCUCUUCUCUUCCUCUUCACCGUCUUCAUCCUCACUGCUCUGUCCUCAGGGUGUCUUUUGUGGAGCGCGACCGUCACGUCGAGCGCGGCGGCGGCGUUGAUGCUCGUGACGAAGUCGGGGCCGAUGGCCGAGUGGAGGAGGGCGAAGACGGAGGACAUCACCUCAAGAAACGAGUAGAAAGAGCUUCAGGAGAGCGUUUCCAAAAGUCUGGAGCGUGAGACUGGAAGAGGUCUGUGGAAGACGUCUGUGGAAGAGGUCUGUGGAAGAGGGAAGAGGUCUGUGGAAGAGGUCUGGUGGACCCAGUAGAAGUAGUUCACAUCUUUAAUAACCGUUAGCAUGAACGCUGCAUCUCAUGUUCGAUGACGAGCUUUGAAGUGGAAACGUUCAGCAUCUCAACCUGUCAGUCCAAAGCGAGGGACUCGUUAACACAAGUUACUGUAGUUUAAUAUAAAUGAUGCAUGUCUGUAAUAAUGUAAAUGUAUCUUCUAUUGGUAAUAGUUGAACUCCAAAGUGACCGAAUGAGAACAAAUUCAGGUCCGACGGCGGCGAGCGGCGCUGUAAAAGCCUCACUUCUUUUCAAAAUAAGAGCUCAGAAAAACAAACACAAAUGCACAACACGCUAGUUGAUCUACCUGGAAGAUCAGGAAGUUCAGGAAGAUACGUGAGGAAAGUAAGAGUUUUAUUCCAAAAUGAAACGACAAAAAGAGUUCAGCUGCACUGGCUCCGGUUUUAUUGUGAAAAUCUGAAUCACGGCUUCCUGGAUGGAGUUCUGACAGGAAAGAGUUUUGCUGGUGCAAAAUGUCAAACGUUUAGUUUGUUGACGUCACCUGAUUGACAGGUCGGUGGGCGGGGCCAAGGACUCUCCCAUGACGUCCACGUGUUUGCAUAAUGACCUCAUUGACAGGUCGGUGGGCGGGGCCAAGGACUCCCAUGACGUCCAUGUGUUUGCAUAAUGACCUCAUUGACAAGUCGGUGGGCGGGGCCAAGGACUCUCCCAUGACGUCCAUGUGUUUGCAUAAUGACCUCAUUGACAGGUCGGUGGGCGGGGCCAAGGACUCCCAUGACGUCCACGUGUUUGCAUAUAGAACUGAUUGACAGGUCGGUGGGCGGGGCCAAGGACUCCCAUGACGUCCAUGUGUUUGCAUAAUGACCUGAUUGACAGGUCGGUGGGCGGGGCCAAGGACUCCCAUGACGUCCACGUGUUUGCAUAUAGAACUGAUUGACAGGUCGGUGGGCGGGGCCAAGGACUCCCAUGACGUCCACGUGUUUGCAUAUAGAACUGAUUGACAGGUCGGUGGGCGGGGCCAAGGACUCCCAUGACGUCCACGUGUUUGCAUAUAGAACUGAUUGACAGGUCGGUGGGUGGGGCCAAGGACUCCCAUGACGUCCACGUGUUUGCAUAAUGACCUGAUUGACAGCUCGGUGGGCGGGGCCUACCCAUGCGUAAUGCUACCUCAUGAUGAUGAGUUCAUACUGAGAAUUAAAUCCGAUGUUAAUCUUAAAUGAAGCUAAAUGGCGUCCCUUCACGAGCAGGUCGUCACCCUCCCGUUUCUUCUGCAUUUUAAAUAUGAAGAUUGUGAGUUUUUGCAUUUUGGAGUAAAGCUCUUCAUCUGUUAAGUGCCUUUUAUAUCAGCUUUAAACGAGCUGCGGAAACAUUAACGCAGACCGGAGGUUUGAGUUCUCCUGCAGGGCGUUUAGAUCUAAAAUUAAAUAAAAGAAAAUUCUAAUAUAUUUGUUACUCUGAGAAAAAAAUAUAUAAAGCAGAUUAUUGUUUUUAAUAGCAACAAAUAAAUAAUACUGUGAAUAGAAAUGCAAAGCGGUCCUGGAAAUAAUAAAUCAAACAAUUUUAAAGAAAUGAAGAAAUGUACCUUUUUCUGUAAAAUUGGUGUUGGAUAUUUCUCUCAUUGCGUAGCUUAGCGUAGCUUAGCGUAGCGUAGCUUUACAGUUCUAUUCAACCAAACCAGUUUAACCAACGAGCUGUAGACGUCCUUUAAAGCUUAUUUGUGAAGCGUGCGUAGAAAACAUAAUUCAUAACGCAGUUGUGUCGUUUUGAGGGUUCUUCAGGCUUCUUCACUUCACUCUUAUUUUGAAACCAAAGGUUGUACUUACACGAGGAAGCAAUAAUUCAAAAGAGAAAUGAAUGUUUGCAUCGGGAAAAGAAGCGAGGCUCAGAAACGUAAAGAAGUACCGUGUGGCUUUAUAAGGUUUCUGACUUUAUGAAGUUAGAUUUUUCAAAUUCAAUCAUGUUUUAGGGCUCAAACGAAGCCACAAAAACUCGUCAGUUUUGUAUUCACUCAAAGUGCCAAAAAUAAAUCUAUAUAUUACUAAUAUUUUUAAUACAUCUCUGAUCGGCUUUUAGCUCCCGAUUCUGGUUUUAUGGCUGAAAAUAGGAGCCACAUCUUGGUUGGUGGAGACCAAAGUGGAGCUAAAACAGCGUGAAUAUUGUACUCAUAUUCAUCGGACAGAAAUGCCUCUCUGUAAACAACGUAUCCUGCCCCCUGGUGGCCACAAGCAGCGUUAACUUAUUCAGUUUAAACGUGGAGUGCGUUUUGGGAGUUUUGACAGUUUUCUUUAUAUAAUCGACAUUUAUGAGGUAAAUAUUAAACGUACUGUUACGGAAAUACAUUUAAUACGAAUAUUCUGGAAUGAAUCAAACCUUUUAGAUAAGCACUUGUUUGUGAUGUAAUGCAGCUACUACACACACAAACACACACACAUUUAUAUUUAUAUAUAUAUAUAUAUAUAUAUAUAUAUAUAUAUAUAUAAAUAAAUUGUUUUCUGCACUUCUUUCCAACGAUGGAGAUAUGUAACUGUGGCUGUAACACUUAUUAUAUCUGUUUAUUCCACUGUACUUUUUAUUUUGUUAAAGUCUGAAAACUGUAAAGAAUUCAACUUAAAACGAACAAACUGGAUUUAAAUUUAAAAUCUGACACAAAAACAGAACUUAUACUAUAAGUAUUAUUAUACAAGGUUUUGGAAGACGAGUUUCAAGGUCCAAUUGUUUACAGUGUUUUGCAUUAAGUGUUUUGUCGAUAUGAAUAUUUAUCGUCCAAUAAAUCAUUAAAUAUGAAGACAGA
Molecule: messenger RNA, 4825 nt
Organism: Cyclopterus lumpus (lumpfish)
Lineage: Eukaryota; Metazoa; Chordata; Actinopteri; Perciformes; Cyclopteridae
Gene: tmem71
Product: transmembrane protein 71
Exons: 10
Coding region: 1008-1925 (305 amino acids)
Source: RefSeq, a predicted model, not a curated record